AUGCGCGCUGCGCCCCCGCCGCUGCUGCUGCUGCUGCUGCUGCUCCCGGCCGCGCUCCUGGCCGCGCCCGCCGCGCGCGCCGGCAGAGCCCAGGCGGGCCGCGCGCCGCAGCCCCCACCCGAGCGCCCGCCGCCCGGCCCGGGCCCCGGGAACGCCACCCGGACGGCGCCGGGCGCCGGCGGCCCCUCCAACAGCAGCGGCGACGCGCUGGUGACCCGCCUCUCCGGCCUGCUCCGCGCCCUGCCCACGCUGAAGGCGGCCGUGGUCGUGGCGUGCGCCCUCGCCGCGCUGCUCGUCGCCUGCCUGCUGCUGCGCGUCCUCAGGUCGGGCCGGCGUUUGAAGAAGACCCGCAAGUAUGACAUCAUCACCACCCCGGCCGAGCGCGUGGAGAUGGCCCCGCUGAAUGAGGAGGAAGACGAGGAGGAAGACUCCACGGUGUUUGACAUCAAGUACAGGUAAAAACUGUUUUCUGGCGUCUUGGUAUCCUGUGGACAGAGUUGGCCAGCUGCAACGUGGGCGUGAAGGAUCUGGAAGCUCUCUCAUUCGAGGUGUUGGAACCGUCACAAACUUGAUCCAUGGAACUCUGGGACGACUGUGUUGUCACGGCAGCAAGGUCACCUCUGUCGCCUCUGGAGGCCCAAACAUCAGCCCUCUGAUGGCCCUGAAGAGGGCUUUUGCCUUGCUAAGGGACAAAGGGGAGAAAGAUAUUGAUUAAAAAAAAAAAACAAAACCCAGUAAUUUUAUAGCCACUGUUGACAAAAGUAAAAGAGAUCAGAAGUUCUCAAGGAGCUGAAAAAAAAGCCUGAAGGCUAUUCGGCUGCAUAUUUAGAGUUUCUGACAUUCUGCACUCCUGGACCGCGCAGGUUCCGGCCAUCUGGCCCUUUGGUCGUCUUUCAGGCCUGGUUGAGUUUCCAAAGGACAUGCUGACCGCCGCUCAGCUCCGCAGGAGUUUAGUAUGUUUCCUUUUCCAGAAGGGUUCAGCAGAUACAGGCACAGCUAGUUCACAAAGAAUUUUGAGUAUCAGGGAAACCCCCCUAUGUACGCAUGUGUGUGUGCAGACACAUGAGCGUGUGCAGGCAUGUGCGCAGGCAUGUGCAUGUGUACAGGCAUGUGAGCAUGCAGGCGUGCACACGUGUGCAUGUAGAGUCAUUUCUUCUCCCCAGGGAAUGGGAGCACCGGGCAGCCUUUGGAGAGUGACAUCCUGUAUGCGUUUCUCUGCCCUGACAGUGUUACCUGGUCCUUCUUAGCAUGUCCUCUGUGCUAGCUGGUCUGGGGUAUCUGGCGAUGUGACUGGCUGGAGGAGGCGCACUGUCGGGGGCUGUGUUUGAAGUUGCUCCAGGCCAGGCCAGGCCCCCUGGCCCAGGAGUGGUGGAGGCAGGCCCCUCCUGCAGGUGCGGGUCCGGGGCUCCUCUGGGGUGCUGAUCUCAGUGCCUGUGUGCCCAGACAGCUAUUGGCUCCUAGCAGUGGGGCUGACUUGUCCACUUGGCGGGGGCUUCCCUUGUGCGCUGUCUCUAGCACUCACCCCGGUCUGCUGCCCUGGGUGCUACACGGGGCUGCACGGCCACCCAGUGCUGGGGCUUGUCCAUGCUCAGGGCCCAGGUCCCUCUGCUGCUGCGCCCUGCCAAGCUCGCAGGCGCAUGGGAUUCUAGAGGCGCGUGCGUGCGUGAGCGUGUGUGUGCACGUGUGUGUGUUCCCUAAGGUGCUUCUCUCCUUGACAGCCCCCAGGCACAGCACAGCCCUUGGGCGGAGGGGAGGAGGCAGGAAGGGGCUGGGAGAGGCUGCUGCAGAAGGACCUUCCUUUCCCUGCUAAUCCAGCUCCUCUGGGAAGACAAGAUCCAUUUCUUAAAAGCAGAAUGAACUCAGCUUCGGGGAAUCAAAAUCAGAAUGGCAGGAACAGGGGGCCUGGCGAGGCGUUCGUUCCCCUCUGCCAUCUCCCUCCUUCCAUCCUUAUGAUGAGCCUCUUACAGGGGCCACUAUCCAAAGGAUCACUAUCCAAAGGGAUCACUAUCCAAAGGGAUCCCCACAUUCCCAGCAUUACCUUAAGUGGGGUGCCUGGUCCUAGUUCUGGGCGUCUUCACAUUUAUUCUUUCAUUCAUUCAUUUCUUUUAUGAGCAUUUGGGUGGGGCCCAGUCAGGUCAGGCGCCCGCUCUGGGGUCUAGAAGACGUGACGGGUGCGGUCCACCCCUCCGAGGUCCAGUGUCUUCUGGGUCCACUAGUUGAAAACAGGGCCUGGAGUUUCGAGGAAACAUUUCAGGCUGAUUUAAAAAGAAUUUUCGUUUAAAAAUGGAGCCAUUUUUUUUUUAAUUGGUCAAAUUUUGGAAGACAUAAUGAUAAAGAAGAUAAAACAAGUCGUCCAGGUAAUAACCAUCCUUAGCACUUUGGCGUGUUUUCCUCCUCGGUUUCCUCACCUCCCUCUCGUCUUUCUGUUCUCCCUCCCUCCUGCCAUUUGCAAAUGCUUAUGGAACACCCACUUGUGCCAGGAGCUGUGCUGGUUGGAAGCGGAGUCUGGGGGGUGCCCAGACCGGUGACCUCCAGGGGCCACGGAGAAUGAAGGGCUGCGACAGGGAGUCGGGCCCAGGAAGCCAGGACGAGGAGUGACCGGCCCUGCUUGGACUGCGGGGCCCCCCUGGGCCUCUGUGUGGGUGCUUUUCCGUGUUUUUCUCUAGAUUUGGGCCAUAGAACCUAUUUU
Talpa occidentalis (Iberian mole) is the source of this 2689-nucleotide messenger RNA. It is a transcript of the gene FAM174B, whose product is annotated as family with sequence similarity 174 member B. The record is from RefSeq and is a predicted model, not a curated record. NCBI's taxonomy places the organism in Eukaryota, Metazoa, Chordata, Mammalia, Eulipotyphla, Talpidae. The transcript is spliced from 3 exons. Bases 1 to 459 code for a protein of 152 amino acids.